Molecule: messenger RNA, 1470 nt
Organism: Penicillium verhagenii
Lineage: Eukaryota; Fungi; Ascomycota; Eurotiomycetes; Eurotiales; Aspergillaceae
Exons: 1
Coding region: 1-1470 (489 amino acids)
Biological process (GO): conidium formation; sexual sporulation resulting in formation of a cellular spore; regulation of conidium formation
Source: RefSeq, a predicted model, not a curated record
AUGGCAGUGGCCACAACAAACCCUCCACGAGAAGCUUCUCUGCUCAGCAUUACACCCUUAGCAGACCUUGAAAAAGCAUGGAUUGGCCAUUCUGCUUCUUCAAGCACUACCGAUAUCCCAGACGAAAUCUAUUCACCCUCACUGGGCUUGAGGUUAUACUCCGAGUCUCCCGUUUUUGAAAGAACACCCUCACGAGAAUCUAUCUUUUGGACGAUUUAUCGACAACUUUUCUCCGCUGUCCUCCUUGCCAAUCUGCCCAUCUUAAUCUGGAUCUUGGUUUGUGAUCGAAAUAUCAACCGCGUGAUCGAUGCUGUGGCGGUAAACUUCUUGUGUUGUGCUCUUGCACGCCAGCCCUUCGUGGUGAACGGUUUCUUCAUGACUUUCUGCUCGAUUCCCAAAUCUCUUCCGCUGUGGGUGCGACGCAAUGCUGCCAACAUUCAUCAAUAUGGAGGUGUGCACAGUGGAUGUGGAAUCGCUUCACUGCUAUGGUAUCUGGCCAUGGUUGUGCUGAUGACCCGCGACUUCUUUAUCGCGAAUACCCAUUCAAUCGCUUCCACCGUCGCCCUUACUCUCUCCUACAUCAUCGUUUUGCUCCUUGUCGCCGUCAUUGGCGUAUCAUACCCAGCUUUCCGCACCUGCCAUCCCACUGUCUUCCAGUUGACCCACCGAUACUGUGCCUGGCUGAUCGUGGCCUUUUUUCUCGCCUUCCUCGCUGUCUUCGCCAAAUCUGCCUAUCCACAAUCUCAAGGAGAAUAUCUAAUUCACCUCCCCGCAUUUUGGUGCAUCUGCCUUUACGCACUUGUCAUUGUACAACCUUGGGCUCGUUUGCGCCAGAUCCCUGUCCGUACCGAGGUUCUCUCCUCUCACACACUCCGUCUGCAUCUCCCAGGAUCCACCAGUUUCGGCAAAAUUAUUUCACUCUCACGACACCCACUACACGACUGGCACAACUUCGCCACAUUUCCGGAUCCAACGCCCACUGGCUCCGUCGAUUCCACGUUCUCAUUGAUUGUUUCACGCACUGGCAGCUUGAAAUCUUCGAUCAUUGCCAGCAAUCCCACAACAAUAUACACCCGCGGACAGAUGACCUAUAGCUUCACGCACGUCAUGCGCCUCUUCCAUCGCAUCGUGCUUGUCGCUACGGGUAGCGGCAUCGGUCCCUGUCUCUCAUUUUUGGCAGAAAAACACAGACGGCCUGCUUUGAGACUACUUUGGCAGACACGGGCGCCCUUGUGGACAUACGGAUCGGGUAUACUGGCACAAUUGCAUGAGCUUGUUCCUGAUCCGAUGGUUGUGGAUACGGAGAAGUGUGGUGGGCGAAUCGACUUGGUGCCGGUGAUUGCGGAUUUAUACCACGAGACGCAGGCGGAGAUGGUUUGCGUGAUCAGUAAUCAACGGUUGACGGAGGAGGUGGUUUAUCGUUUGCGAAAUCGGGGAAUAGCGGCCAUGGGGCCUUUGUUUGAUUCUUGA